Messenger RNA from Arachis duranensis, 1148 nucleotides. Its product is annotated as rhodanese-like/PpiC domain-containing protein 12, chloroplastic. The coding region runs from base 98 to 1012 and encodes 304 amino acids. The record is from RefSeq and is a predicted model, not a curated record. The transcript is spliced from 8 exons. Lineage: Eukaryota; Viridiplantae; Streptophyta; Magnoliopsida; Fabales; Fabaceae. Gene Ontology annotation, molecular function: peptidyl-prolyl cis-trans isomerase activity.
AUCUGUAGGAAGACAUGAAGAUGAGUAAUUGAGUAAGUAGUUGUCUUGUUUUCCAGUUUGAGUUUGAUAUUCCCAAAGGCUUAGAAAUAUCAUAGCAAUGUUGAGAGUUUCUGCGUUACGCUCUUCAUUCCCAAUAAUACCCUUCUCUUCCUCUUCUUCUUCUUCUUCUUCAACCUUCGCCUCUUUCUCUUCUUCCUCUCCUUCUUCUUCUUCUUCUUCGUCUUCUUCUCUUAACAGAAUUAUCCACAGAACCUUCCAUUUCCACUCUCCUUCCCGUCCCUUCACUCUCAAACACUUUCAACCUAUGACAGCUCAUCAUCAUCACCACCAUCAUCUUCCCAACGCUUCAGCUUCAUAUGGCACUGGGAUUGGUCCUGAAGGUAAUAGGGAGAUACUGGUGCAGCAUUUGUUGGUCAAAGAAAAUGACCAGAAGUUGCUCUUGGAUCUUCAGCAGAGAAUCUCUUCAGGUGAAGAUUUGAGUGAUCUUGCUGUGGAAUAUUCAGUGUGUCCAUCCAAAGAAGAAGGAGGAAUGCUUGGAUGGGUCAGAAAGGGGCAAAUGGUUCCCGAGUUUGAGGAGGCUGCAUUUGGUGCUCCUUUAAACAAAGUUGUAAGGUGCAAAACAAAAUUUGGAUGGCACCUGCUGCAAGUUUUAUCUGAAAGGGAAGAAUCGAUACUCCAAGAUAUUCAACCUCAAGAGCUGCAAGUGAAAAUGCAGGAUCCCAACUUUCUGGAGGAGGCACAGUUAAUCGAUGUUCGAGAGCCUGAUGAAGUGGCCAAAGCAUCUUUGCCGGGAUUUAAGGUUCUUCCCCUCCGGCAGUUUGGGGUAUGGGGUCCUGAAGUAGCUACCAAUUUUGACCCUAACAAAGAUACGUAUGUUAUGUGUCAUCAUGGCAUGCGAUCACUACAGGUUGCCAAGUGGUUGCAGUCACAGGGUUUUAGGAAAGUGUACAACAUUUCUGGUGGAAUUCAUGCAUAUGCUGAGCAAGUUGAUCCAUCAGUCCCCACUUACUGAUAUAAUCUUUUAUUUGAGAGAGGAUUUUAGCUGGAAUUCUUUUCUUCUAAUUGUUACUUUGUGAGGAUAUUCUGUUUUUGUGUUAUACAAAUACAAUGUGACCUUUUACCUAUUAUUAGAACUGUGAUUCAUUUUA